Malus domestica (apple) is the source of this 692-nucleotide messenger RNA. RefSeq lists its product as uncharacterized. NCBI's taxonomy places the organism in Eukaryota, Viridiplantae, Streptophyta, Magnoliopsida, Rosales, Rosaceae. The record is from RefSeq and is a predicted model, not a curated record.
GAAUCAAUGGAUCAUCAGAAAAUGGAAAAGGAAAGGGAGAAGCAGAGACGGGAGGAGGUUAAGCAGAAGAAGGAGGAGGAUGGAGGUGGUGGUAGUCAUAGUGAAAUAUCAAGGAUGAAGCCAUUAACAUAUGAAGCCUAUGGCGGUGGAAUGUACGGUAGAGAGCCAGAUCAGCCUGCAAAAGAAAAAGCAAAACCACGGGCCAGUGACAGCCAGAGUGCCGACGGACCAGCUGAAGCCACCACUCAACCCCCCAAGCACACACCCCCACCUUCCACCGGCGACCGAGACCUUGAUAUCACUGGUCAAUCCUAUAUUCAGUAGUAGUAUACUUGUACCAAUACCACUAUAUAUAUUGUAAGACCCUUAAUCAUAAUCACCAAGACCAAAACAUGAACUACAACUUAGAGAGAAAUAUUCAAUUUAUGUAUAUGAGAAAACACAGCAAGAAGAACAUACCUGCACUUGUAGCAGAAUCCGAAGCCAUAGCAGCAAGCUUUCAGUGUACCUUCUCUUCUCUCGCAGGUUAUCAAGAGCUCGACUUAUAAAUAGGAUUAAGUCCAAAAUAAUGAGCAUGUCCCUGUGAGAAGAGAGGCCACUAUAUAUAUACAUAUAAUCUUUACCAUAACUGAUUAGGAUUCCCUAUCAAAAUCCAUAUAGGAAACAAAUUCUUGUUUCCUUGUUCUGAUCUU